UCUGUAGCCUGCUGUCAACUUGUUGACAGGGUGCUUAUGGUUUCCAUUGGUUCAAAAGCAUUGCCAUCUAGGAGACGCAGGACCUGUGGCUUUAUGGAGGACAGCUUAAUGGGUGAGGAGAAUGUAUUAUAUAAACGGGGAAAAGGGAAGAAGGGAAUGAACAGAAAGUAUAGCAGAGAAAGACAUGGCUUUGAUGGGGACAAUUCCAACAGAAAUGUAUCUGGACGAAUGAGUGAUCGAUCCAUGACAGCCGGAAAGUCCUCCAAAUAUCGAAGUACCUCAGCAUCACAAACAACACUUGUCAGGAAACAGGUUGAACCUGAAACGGCAAAGUACUUCUUGGAAAUUACGAAUCUUUUUGAAGGUGGUGGGGUUGACCUGGAGGAAAGGUCAGUUAUAUGUGGUAAUGCUCUUGAAGAAACCAGGGGGAAAGAAUUUGAACUUGCAACAGAUUAUAUCAUAAGCCACACUUUGCAAACCCUCCUUGAGGGCUGCGAUGUAGACCACCUUUGUGGUUUCCUUCGAAGCUGUGCAAAGGACUUCCCUUUACUUGCAAUGGAUAGAUCUGGUUCUCAUGUAGCCGAGACAGCUAUCAAGUCAUUAGCUAGGCAUCUUCAGGAAAAUGAUGUCUACUCAGUUGUUGAAGAGACUUUAACUAUUUUAUGCGAGGUUGUUGUUGCCAAUGCUGUUGAUUUGAUGAGUAGCUGCCAUGGAUCUCAUGUUCUUCGAAGUCUUCUUUGCCUUUGUAAAGGAGCAACAAUAGAUUCUUCAGAGUUUCAUGUCACAAAAUCAUCAACAGUUCUAGCAGAGCGAUUGAAUUUCAAAGCAUCACUAAUGGAAGAAGAUUAUUCACCGCAUCAGCUCGGAUUCCCAGAUUUACUUAAGUUCCUUGUGUCAGGAAUGAUAAAGUUUACUAGAAAAGACUUUAAGACCAUGGAAGUUGAUCAGUUCAGCAGUUUGGUUUUGCAGACAGCUCUAAAGUUAUUGGUGGGAAAUGAUGAAGUGUUGUUGCAUGUAAUUCCUAUCCUUCUUGGCCGCAACAAGGAAUACAUUGGGGAAGGAAAUUUCAUAGAAAUAUCUGCAGUGCGAGAAGUUGUAUAUUUGAUGAAAGAAAAUUCUUUUAGCCAUUUGAUGGAGGUCAUUCUGGAAGUGGCUCCUGAAAUCUUGUACAAUGAGAUGUUCACAAAAGUUUUCAAGAAUUCAUUGUUCGAGUUAUCGUCUCAUCAUUGUGGGAACUUUGUUAUUCAAGCAUUGAUUUCUCAUGCAAGACGUCAAGAUCAAAUGGAGUUGAUCUGGAAGGAACUUGGUCCAAAAUUUAUGAAUCUUCUUGAAAUGGGAAGAUCAGGAGUUAUUGCUUCACUCAUUGCAGCAAGCCAAAGGCUUCAUUUUCACGAACAUGAGUGUUGUGUGGCCCUUGCUGCUGCAGUAUGUUCAGCGGACGAGUCUCCCAGAUACAUUGUCCCUAGAAUACUAUUCCUUGAUAACUACUUGUACUGCGAAGAUAAGUCCAGUUGGAGCUGGCCUAGCGGUGUGAAAAUUCCCGUCAUGGGUUCCCUGAUUCUGCAGGCAGUAUUCCGAUAUCAAACUGAACAUAUACAGCCUUAUAUUACGAGUAUUGCAUCCAUGGAAGCUGAUCAUGUACUUGAAGCAGCAAAAGAUAGAGGGGGAGCUGCUGUUAUUGAAGCUUUUCUAAGUUCAGAUGCAUCUGCAAAACUAAAGCGCAGAUUAGUUAUGAAGCUUCGAGGAUAUUUUGGAGAGCUCUCAAUGCGCUCAUCAGGUUCAUUUACUGUUGAGAAGUGCUUCAAUGCUAGUAACAUGUCACUGAGGGAGGCUAUAGUAUCUGAGUUGGUAGCUGUGCAGAGUGAACUUUCGAAAACAAAGCAAGGCCCUCAUCUCUUAAGAAAACUAGAUGUUGACAGAUUUGCUACCCGACCUGAUCAGUGGAGGUCAAACCAAGCAUCUAAACAAUCAGCUUACAAAGAGUUCUAUGAUACGUUUGGCUCCAGUGAAGCCAAGUUAUCCAAAAAUGAUGGUUUUCUUGCCGAUACCUCCACGCAAUCAUCACGCCCAAAAGACUUGAAGGAAAUGAGGAAAGAGAUUGACCAUCACCUGUCUUCUGGUGUACCAUUUUUGAGCAUGUCAGGCAAUAAAUACAAGCCAAAAAAAGCAGAUCAACACGGUGGGAAAUAUGCAAAAAUUUCAGUAGAUGAUGAUAACAUGAAGGCAAAAAGUAAGAAGCUGAAAAAGAGUGCUGCAGCUGCAGGUGAAAUGACGGAAAAUGUAGACUCCAGUCAAAAACUAAAUCAACCUUUUAACAAGAUGGAGAAGAAACGGCAAAGAAAGGAUACCCAAUCGAAUGCUUCCAAAAAGAAGUUGAAAGCAUGAAGAUGUAAAUUUUGCUUUUAGGAUUGUAAAUUUUGGCCUAUGCUGCAUGGUCUAUAUAUGACUAGAGUGGAAACGAAACCGGCUGAAAGUUGAUGGUAGAAGAGAGGAAAUUACUUUUUAUCUGUUUACUUGUAGCUGUAAUGCAUCUACUUUCAAUUGAAAGAAACUUUUGUUGAGCUUUUGAAUUA
This is a messenger RNA of Alnus glutinosa, 2573 nucleotides long. Its product is annotated as pumilio homolog 23. Lineage: Eukaryota; Viridiplantae; Streptophyta; Magnoliopsida; Fagales; Betulaceae. The transcript is spliced from 10 exons. Gene Ontology annotation, cellular component: 90S preribosome; preribosome, small subunit precursor; nucleolus. Gene Ontology annotation, biological process: endonucleolytic cleavage in 5'-ETS of tricistronic rRNA transcript (SSU-rRNA, 5.8S rRNA, LSU-rRNA); endonucleolytic cleavage to generate mature 5'-end of SSU-rRNA from (SSU-rRNA, 5.8S rRNA, LSU-rRNA); endonucleolytic cleavage in ITS1 to separate SSU-rRNA from 5.8S rRNA and LSU-rRNA from tricistronic rRNA transcript (SSU-rRNA, 5.8S rRNA, LSU-rRNA). The coding region runs from base 37 to 2385 and encodes 782 amino acids. The record is from RefSeq and is a predicted model, not a curated record. Gene Ontology annotation, molecular function: RNA binding.